AAUUCCUUGCAUUGAUUAUACGUACCAUCUCUCCUUGAAAAUGUAUAAAUGCAUAGACUACGACACACAUCCCCCGAUAUUCCCAACAAAAGACAAUUAACCUAACCCACAAAGCUAAGCUUAUGAGCAUCUCAUCAAGCCAAGAUGAUUAGGAGGAGCUCUUUCUUUCUCUUCUUCUUUUUUUGUUUCGCAGCAGAAAACAGCAGUAGUAGUAUCCCAGUUAACGUAGGUGUGAUUCUUGAUUUUGAUGAGGUUGGCAGGAUGUGGCUCAGCUGCAUCAGCAUGUCUCUGCUAGACUUCUAUGCAGCCCAUGGAGACUACAAAACCAGGCUCGUUCUUCACACCAGGGAUUCCAAGGACGAUGUCGUUUCUGCGGCUGUAGCAGCUGUGGAUCUGAUAAGCAAUGUGAAAGCAGAAGCAAUCAUAGGGCCAACAACAUCCAAGCAAGCUAAUUUUGUGAUUGAGCUCGGAGAAAAAGCUCAGGUGCCCAUUAUUUCUUUUACUGCCUCAGUUCCUUCCCUUGCAUCCAUCAAGAGGCCUUACUUCUUUAGAUCAAGAGAUAGUGACAAAACUCAAUUGAAGGCCAUAGCUGCAAUAGUUAAAAAUUUUGGAUGGAGAGAAGUAGUGCCCAUCUACGUUGAUGACCUCUAUGGAGUUGGAAUCUUACCUUAUCUAUUUGAUGCAUUACAAGCAGUUGGUGCUAGUGUUCCCUACCAGAGUGCCAUUUCUCCAUGGGCCAGUGAUGUUGACAUUUUGAAAGAGCUUUACAAGCUGAAAACGAUGCAAACAAGAGUUUUCAUUGUUCACAUGCUUCCUUCUCUUGGUGCUCGCCUUUUUACCAAAGCUAAAGAAGCCGGAAUGAUGAGUACAGGCUAUGUUUGGAUCAUGACUGAUGGGGUAACUAAUUUAUUAAGUUUGUUGAAUGAUUCAACCAUUGAUUCAAUGCAAGGAGUUCUGGGUGUUAGACCUUGUGUUCGCAAAACAAAGGAGUUGAAAAAUUUUCGACUUCGAUGGAAAAGAAAAUUACAUCGAGAGCAACCUGACUUGGUUGAUGCUGAACUGGACAUUUAUGGAUGGUUGGCCUAUGAUGCUACUAUGGCUUUGGCCAUGGCAAUUGAGGAAGUUGCUGGGAAUAGUACAAACUUAGUGAUGAAAGAAGCUAAUGUUUCUAGCAAUUUACUUCUUGAAACUAUUGGGGUUUCUAAAAAUGGUAAAAAACUUAGUGAGGCACUGUCAAGUAUUAGUUUCAAGGGCCUCACAGGAGAUUUCCAUUUUGUUAAUCAACAACUACAGUCAUCCGCUAUCCAAAUUGUUAAUAUAAAUGGUGUUGAGCCAAAAGGAAUUGGAUUUUGGACAUCAGAGAGGGGACUUUUCAAAAGAUGGAAGUUGAACUCAACCACAAAUGUGUAUUCAACUUCUCAAUCCAAACUUGCAACCAUUAUCUGGCCAGGGGAGCCAACUUCGAAUCCUAAAGGUUGGGAUAUCGCAACAAGUGGGAAGAGGUUGCGAAUUGGGGUGCCAGUCAAGGAUGGUUUCACUGAAUUUGUGAAGGUUACGAGAAACGUUAAGACUAAUAUUACAGAUGUAACAGGAUAUUGCGUCGACGUUUUUGAUGCAGUAAUGGAUCAGUUACCUUAUGAUGUUGCUUAUGAUUACUUCCCCUUCGCCAAUUCUGAAGGGGAGAGUGCUGGAACUUACAAUGACUUAAUCCAUCAAGUCUACUUAGGGGAAUUUGAUGUUGUGGUCGGAGAUGUGACAAUUCUGGCUAAGCGAUCCAUCUAUGUUGACUUUGCGAUGCCUUAUACGGAAGCUAGUAUAUCAAUGGUGGUGCCGAUCAAAGAUACCAAGAACGACAACGCCUUGAUCUUUUUGAAGCCUUUUAAAUUGGACCUUUGGGUGACAACAUUUUGUUCCUUUGUCGCCGUUGCAUUUGUGAUUUGGGUUCUCGAACACAGAAUAAACAAGUCUUUUCGAGGACCUCCUUCACAACAAGCAGGCACCAGCUUAUGGUUUGCCUUUUCAACCAUGGUUUUUUCCCCACAAGAGAAGGUGCUCAACAACUUGGCUAGGAUAGUGGUAAUCAUAUGGAGUGUAGUUGUACUCAUUAUCACUCAGAGUUACACUGCAAGUUUAUCCAGCCUUCUAACAGUUCAACAACUGCAGCCUUCAGUUACUGAUGUAACUGAGCUGAUUAGAAACAGGGAAUUUGUGGGGUACCAUAAGGACUCUUUUGUUAAAGAAAUUUUGAUAGGACUGGGAUUUCAAGAUUCCCAGCUCUUAAACUACACUUCUAUUGAAGAAUGUCAAGAACUUCUUUCAAAAGGAAGUGAAAAUGGUGGUAUUGCAGCAGCAUUCGAGCAAUUCCCGCUUGUGAAGCUUAUUUUGGCACGAAAUUGCUCCAACUAUGCCUCAGUUGAAGCCCGUACAUUUAUGUCGAAAUUCCCAAAUCAGAAAAAAAUAGCAAACAACAUUCAACAAUUUAAAACACGUGGCUUUGGCUUUGCAUUUCCUUUAGGUUCUCCUCUGGUGCCUGAUGUAUCAAGAGCGAUUCUAAAAGUGACUGAGAGUGAUGUGAUGGGAAGAAUAGAAGAUAAGUGGUUGAGCACAAAGAGCAUUUGUGCAGGUCAAGCCAACUCUUUCUCCUCUAGUAGACUUGGUCAACACUGGGAAGAGUUAAGGACCUCUAAUUCAAUGUGGAGUAGAAUCGUUGAUUUCUUUAGAAUCUUCAACCAAAAGGACUCCAAAUGGCAUACUUUCAGAAGUGAAGUGAAUAAAGGCAGCACUGAUGGCCCCUAUCCCCAUGGAGAGCAAGGGGCUGAUUCCUCUGCCGUGCAUGAGGGUUCUGUAGAGCUUGCUGAUCUCAGUCCAACCGAACAUUCUACAGAUCUCAGUCCAACCGAACAACCACAUCAAGAGGUAGCCCCAUUUGGAAUUGAUAUUUUGCCUACCAAUCCAAAACAACUUAUGCCAACGGCAACUCCAAUAAAUCAUCACCACACCAAUUGA
Molecule: messenger RNA, 3006 nt
Organism: Manihot esculenta (cassava)
Lineage: Eukaryota; Viridiplantae; Streptophyta; Magnoliopsida; Malpighiales; Euphorbiaceae
Product: glutamate receptor 2.2
Exons: 6
Coding region: 145-3006 (953 amino acids)
Cellular component (GO): plasma membrane
Molecular function (GO): glutamate-gated receptor activity
Source: RefSeq, a predicted model, not a curated record